GAAGUGCUUUUUACAAGGGUAUAGGGAAAAUACAGCCAAAAAGUCAAGUUAAGAAACAAGGGGAACAGAGUCAAACAGGAUAUCUGUGGUUAUGCACCUGGGCCCCGGCCCGAGGCAAAGGGCGGAUAGUUCCCAGAAAUAGACAAGUCAGUUAAAGUUUCAAGAGUGCCCCUCAGCUGUUUCAAGGACUCCCACUUGACCGAAGUUCACCCCUGGCUUGAUUUAAACUAACCAAUUACCUUGCUUCUCGCUUCUGUACCCGCGCUUUUUGCUAUAAAAAGGACCCAGGAGCUCUACUCGGCGCGCCAGUCUUUCGAAAGACUGAGUCGCCCGGGUACCUGUGUGUUCAAUAAACCUCUUGUUUUUGCAUCCGAAGCCGUGGUCUCGCUGUUCCUUGGGAGGGUCUCCCUGAACUGACUGACUACCCACUGCGGGAGUCUUUCAUUUGGGGGCUCGUCCGGGAUCGGAGACCCCUACCCAGGGACCACCGACCCACCUGCGGGAGGUAAGCUGGCCAGCGACUGCUCUGUGUCUCGUUUCUGUGUCUAAUCCUGUGACUCUGACUGUCUUUUCUGAGCGCGCGCAUUUUGGUUUCAGUUUGUUCCGGGUUAGUCGCUCUGGGAGCGAAGUGCGGGUAGCGAACAGACGUGUUCGGGGGCUCGCCACCCGGCAAUCCUGGGAGACGUCCCAGGAUCAGGGGAGGACCAGGGACGCCUGGUGGACCCCUUGGCAGAGGAUUAUUGUGUUUUGGUCUCACCGCGUCUCGGGAGGCGCGCUCUGCCAUCGGACUCUUUCUUCUAUUUCUACGGCACUCGGUCUCGUCGCCGUUUCUGGUUUCUUUUUGUCUUAGUUGUGAUAGGUCUUUGCGUCGUCGUUCCCCUAUUGGAAAUUUUCGAGAUGGGGCAAGGUGCCCUUACGCCCCUCUCCCUUACUCUAGAUCAUUGGAAAGAUGUCAAAGCCAGGGCUCACAAUCUGUCCAUGGAGAUCAAAAAAGGAAAAUGGCAGACUUUCUGUUCGUCUGAGUGGCCCACAUUCGGCGUAGGUUGGCCGCCAGAGGGAACCUUUGAUCUUACUGUCAUUUUUGCAGUUAAAAAGAUUGUUUUUCAGGAGACCGGAGGACACCCGGACCAGGUUGCCUAUGUCGUGGUAUGGCAAGACCUCGCCCAGAAUCCCCCUCCCUGGGUGCCACCCUCCAGCAAAGUCGCUGUUGUUUCGGGAUCAGAAAAUACUCAAAGGCCACCUACAAGGAAGCCUUCCGCCCCUCCCCAACCCCCCGUCCUCCCGACACCAGACGACUCGCUCCUUCUCUCUGAGCCCCCGCCCUACCCGGCGGCCCUGCCGCCUCCUCUGGCCCCUCAGGCGAUCGGACCGGUGCCGGGCCAGGCGCCCGAUAGUUCCGAUCCUGAGGGACCAGCCGCUAGGACCAGGAGUCGCCGUGCCCGCAGUCCGGCAGACGACUCAGGUCCUGACUCCACUGUGAUUUUACCCCUCCGAGCCAUAGGACCCCCAGCCGAGCCCAACGGCCUAGUUCCUCUACAAUAUUGGCCUUUUUCCUCAGCAGAUCUUUAUAAUUGGAAAUCUAACCAUCCUUCUUUUUCUGAAAAACCAGCAGGACUCACGGGACUUCUUGAGUCCCUUAUGUUCUCUCACCAGCCCACUUGGGACGAUUGCCAACAGCUACUCCAGAUCCUCUUCACCACUGAAGAGCGAGAAAGGAUUCUUCUGGAGGCCCGCAAGAACGUUCUCGGGGACAACGGGGCCCCUACACAACUCGAGAACCUCAUUAAUGAGGCCUUCCCCCUCAAUCGACCUCAAUGGGAUUACAACACGGCCGAAGGUAGGGAGCGUCUUCUGGUCUACCGCCGGACUCUAGUGGCAGGUCUCAAAGGGGCAGCCCGGCGCCCCACCAAUUUGGCUAAGGUAAGAGAGGUCUUGCAGGGACCGGUAGAACCCCCCUCGGUUUUCUUGGAACGCCUGAUGGAGGCAUAUAGGAGAUACACUCCGUUUGACCCCUCUUCUGAGGGACAGCAGGCGGCAGUUGCCAUGGCCUUUAUCGGCCAGUCAGCCCCAGAUAUCAAGAAAAAGUUACAAAGACUAGAGGGGCUCCAAGAUUAUUCCUUACAAGAUUUAGUGAGAGAGGCAGAAAAGGUGUACCACAAGAGAGAGACAGAAGAGGAAAAACAAGAAAGAGAAAAAAGAGAGACAGAAGAGAGAGAGAGACGGCGCGAUAGGCGCCAAGAAAAAAACUUGACUAGGAUUUUGGCCGCAGUGGUAGGUGAAAGAGGGUCUAGAGAUAGGCAGACAGGGAACCUGAGCAACCGGGCAAAGAAAACACCUAGGGAUGGAAGACCCCCUCUAGACAAAGACCAAUGCGCGUACUGUAAAGAGAAGGGUCACUGGGCAAGAGAAUGUCCCCGGAAAAAGAACAUCAGAGAAGCCAAGGUUCUAUCCCUAGAUGACUAGGGGAGUCGGGGUUCGGACCCCCUCCCCGAACCUAGGGUAACACUGACUGUGGAGGGGACCCCCAUCGAGUUUCUGGUCGAUACCGGGGCUGAACAUUCGGUGUUGACCCAACCCAUGGGGAAGGUAGGGUCCAGGCGGACAGUCGUAGUAGGAGCAACCGGCAGCAAAGUCUACCCCUGGACCACACAAAGACUUUUAAAGGUUGGACAUAAACAAGUGACCCAUUCCUUUUUGGUCAUACCUGAGUGCCCUGCUCCUCUGUUGGGCCGGGACAUUCUGACCAAACUAAAGGCCCAAAUCCAGUUUUCUACAGAGGGCCCACAAGUAACAUGGGGAGAUCACUCUACCAUGUGCUUGGUCCUAAACCUAGAAGAAGAAUACCGGCUGUAUGAAAAGCCGGCCUCUCCCUCCAUCGACCCAUCCUGGCUCCAACUUUUUCCCACCGUAUGGGCAGAAAAGACAGGUAUGGGACUGGCCAAUAACGUCCCACCAGUAGUAGUAGAGCUGAAAUCGGGUGCCUCACCGGUGGCCGUCCGACAGUAUCCAAUGACUAAAGAAGCCCGGGAAGGCAUCAGACCCCACAUCCAAAGGUUCUUAGACCUAGGGGUCUUAGUGCCCUGCCAGUCGCCCUGGAACACCCCUCUGCUACCAGUAAAAAAGCCAGGGACCAAUGACUAUCGGCCAGUCCAAGACUUGAGAGAAAUUAACAAAAGGGUGCAAGACAUUCAUCCCUCAGUCCCAAACCCAUACAGCCUCCUGAGUUCCCUUCCGCCUAGUCACACUUGGUACUCAGUCUUGGAUCUCAAGGAUGCCUUUUUUUGCCUCAAACUACACCCCAACAGCCAGCCACUGUUCGCGUUCGAGUGGAGAGACCCAGAAAAAGGUAACGCUGGUCAGCUGACCUGGACACGGCUGCCACAGGGGUUCAAGAACUCACCCACUCUCUUCGACGAGGCCCUCCACCGGGAUUUAACUCCUUUUAGGGCUCUCAACCCCCAGGUCAUAUUACUCCAAUAUGUGGACGACCUCCUAGUGGCAGCUCCCACAUAUGAAGGCUGCAAAAGAGGGACACAAAAGCUCUUGCAGGAACUGAGUAAGUUGGGGUACCGGGUAUCAGCUAAAAAGGCCCAGUUAUGCCAGAAAGAGGUCACCUAUUUGGGGUACCUGCUCAAGGAGGGAAAAAGAUGGCUGACCCCGGCCCGGAAAGCUACAGUUAUGAAGAUCCCUACUCCCACAACCCCCAGGCAGGUCCGCGAAUUUCUGGGCACUGCCGGAUUCUGCAGGCUCUGGAUUCCUGGGUUUGCUUCCCUGGCUGCACCCUUGUACCCCCUGACAAGGGAAAACAUUCCUUUUACCUGGACUGAGGAGCAUCAAAAGGCUUUUGACCACAUAAAAAAAGCCUUGCUGUCUGCCCCCGCCUUGGCUCUCCCAGACCUCACCAAACCAUUUACUCUAUACGUAGAUGAAAGAGCCGGUGUAGCCCGAGGAGUGCUUACUCAGACCCUAGGACCAUGGCGACGGCCAGUAGCUUAUCUAUCAAAAAAACUGGAUCCAGUGGCCAGUGGGUGGCCAACCUGCCUAAAAGCGGUUGCUGCAGUGGCACUCCUCCUCAAAGACGCUGAUAAGUUAACCUUGGGGCAAAAUGUGACUGUGAUUGCUUCCCACAGCCUCGAAAGUAUUGUGCGGCAGCCCCCCAAUCGGUGGAUGACCAAUGCCAGAAUGACUCAUUACCAGAGUUUGCUGCUAAACGAAAGGAUAUCUUUCGCGCCCCCUGCUGUCCUGAACCCAGCUACCCUACUACCAGUCGAGUCAGAAUCCACCCCAGUACACCAAUGCUCAGAAAUCCUUGCUGAAGAAGCUGGGACUCGACGGGACCUGAAGGACCAGCCAUUGCCCGGAGUGCCUGCCUGGUAUACAGACGGUAGCAGCUUCAUUGUGGAAGGUAAGCGGAGAGCAGGGGCCGCCAUCGUAGAUGGCAAACGGACGGUAUGGGCAAGCAGCCUGCCAGAAGGGACAUCAGCCCAGAAGGCCGAGCUAAUCGCCUUGACGCAGGCAUUACGCCUAGCCGAAGGAAAAAACAUCAACAUCUACACGGACAGCAGGUAUGCUUUUGCCACUGCUCACAUUCAUGGGGCAAUAUAUAAACAGAGGGGACUGCUCACUUCGGCUGGAAAAAACAUUAAAAACAAAGAAGAAAUUCUGGCUCUGCUAGAGGCCAUUCACCUCCCUAAGCAGGUCGCCAUUAUCCACUGCCCGGGCCACCAGAGAGGAAAUAACCCUGUGGCGGCCGGGAACCGGAGGGCCGACGAGGCUGCAAAACAAGCCGCCCUGUCGGUCAGGGUGCUAGCAGAAACUAUAAAGCUUCAAGAGCCAAUCGAGCCUGCUCAAGCUAGGACCAAGCCAAGAGAGCUCACUCCUGACCAGGGAAAAGAAUUCAUUCAGCGGUUACAUCAGCUAACACACUUAGGACCAGAAAAGCUCCUUCAACUAACGAGCCGCACCAGCCUCUCCAUCCCGAAUCUCCGGUCCACCGUUCAAGAAGUCGCCAAUCGGUGUCCGGCUUGUGCCAUGACUAAUGCGACUACCACCUACCGAGAGACCGGAAAAAGACAACGGGGAGAUCGACCCGGCGUAUACUGGGAAGUAGACUUUACAGAGGUAAAGCCUGGCCGGUAUGGGAACAGGUAUCUGCUAGUAUUUGUAGAUACUUUCUCUGGAUGGGUAGAAGCUUUCCCUACCAAAACUGAAACGGCCCUGACUGUAUGUAAAAAGAUACUAGAAGAAAUCCUGCCCCGUUUCGGGAUCCCUAAGGUGAUCGGGUCAGAUAAUGGCCCAGCCUUUGUUGCUCAGGUAAGCCAGGGACUGGCCACACAACUGGGAAUAAAUUGGAAAUUACAUUGUGCGUAUAGGCCCCAGAGCUCAGGUCAAGUAGAGAGAAUGAAUAGAACCAUCAAAGAGACCUUAACUAAAUUGGCCUUAGAGACCGGUGGAAAAGACUGGGUGGCCCUCCUUCCCUUAGCGCUGUUCAGAGCCAGGAAUACCCCUGGCCAGCUUGGUCUGACCCCUUAUGAAAUCCUCCACGGGGGACCCCCCCCCAUACUUGAGUUGGGAGGAACACUGGGUCCCGAUGAUAACUUUCUUCCUGUCUUAUUUACUCACUUAAAGGCUUUAGAAGUUGUAAAAACCCAGAUCUGGGACCAGAUCAAGGAGGUAUACGAGCCAGGUGCCGUGGCCAUCCCUCAUCCGUUCCAGGUCGGAGACCAAGUGCUGGUCAGACGCCAUCGACCCAGCAACCUUGAGCCUCGGUGGAAAGGCCCGUAUCUGGUAUUGCUGACCACCCCGACCGCAGUAAAAGUUGAUGGCAUUGCAGCCUGGGUACAUGCUUCUCACCUCAAGCCUGCGCCACCCUCCGUACCAGAUGAAUCCUGGGAGCUGGAGAGGACUGAUAAUCCUCUUAAGUUGCGCAUUCGGCGGCGGCGGAGCAAGCCUACCAAGUAAUAACCCUAACCAGCCCAACACCCUCACCUGGCAGGUACUGUCCCAAACUGGAAAGGUUGUCUGGUUCAAGACAGAAGUCCACCCCCUUUGGACUUGGUGGCCCUCCCUUACCCCUGAUAUAUGUGCCCUGGCGGCGGGUCUCGAGGCUUGGGAUAUUCCAGAAAUUGAUGCACCGGCCUCUAAAAGAGUCAGGCCUCCUGACUCAAACUAUGAAAAUGCUUAUAACCAGAUCAAAUAACUCCCCUUGGUUGACCACCCUACUGUCAACCAUCGCCGGGCCCCUAUUACUCCUCCUUCUGUUGUUCACCCUUGGGCCCUACGUCAUCAAUAGACUAGUCCAAUUCAUCAAUGAUAGGGUAAGUGCAGUUAAGAUUCUGGUCCUUAGGCAAAAAUACCAAACCUUAAAUGGCGAAGAUAACUUUUAAUUCCGCUCUAAGAUUAGAGCGAUCCACAAGAGAAAUGGGGGAAUGAAGGAAGUGCUUUUUACAAGGGUAUAGGGAAAAUACAGCCAAAAAGUCAAGUUAAGAAACAAGGGGAACAGAGUCAAACAGGAUAUCUGUGGUUAUGCACCUGGGCCCCGGCCCGAGGCAAAGGGCGGAUAGUUCCCAGAAAUAGACAAGUCAGUUAAAGUUUCAAGAGUGCCCCUCAGCUGUUUCAAGGACUCCCACUUGACCGAAGUUCACCCCUGGCUUGAUUUAAACUAACCAAUUACCUUGCUUCUCGCUUCUGUACCCGCGCUUUUUGCUAUAAAAAGGACCCAGGAGCUCUACUCGGCGCGCCAGUCUUUCGAAAGACUGAGUCGCCCGGGUACCUGUGUGUUCAAUAAACCUCUUGUUU
Molecule: messenger RNA, 6798 nt
Organism: Cynocephalus volans (Philippine flying lemur)
Lineage: Eukaryota; Metazoa; Chordata; Mammalia; Dermoptera; Cynocephalidae
Exons: 1
Biological process (GO): virion assembly; DNA integration; proteolysis
Molecular function (GO): aspartic-type endopeptidase activity; RNA-DNA hybrid ribonuclease activity; nucleic acid binding
Source: RefSeq, a predicted model, not a curated record